CCUUGCUUGCUUGCUUGGUCUGCAACAAUUGCAAGUCGACGUCUUUGGAGCUACAACACCCGUCCCUUGCUUCAGCAGUUGGUUGGUGGGGGUGGAUACAGAAGAAAGAACUUCCAUUCCUUUCUUCAUCAUCAACGAUUCGUUCCUCAUUUCAUGAGGUUAGUGAGCUGGGCUGAACAAUAAUUCGGCUUCCGAGCGUCACCUGGGGUCAUUUGGGUGGACUCAUCCGGCCUUCAGCAGUGAUUUCAGGAGUUUGGGCGUCACGAGACACAUCUAAGCGAUUGCGCUAUUAAACCUCUCCACAACAGACUUUGGAGUUUCGCCGGUCCAAGACUUUUGACCCUAGAGCAGCGGGUACGGGGGACUCUUCCUGGGAAACGAUGUGAAAUUUCUGGAACAUCUUGAACGAGAACAAGUCUGCCAGUGCAGACUUUUCUUGAAGGGUAUGAAGAUUAGGGUUUAGGGUUUAGAGACAGUCUUCUGUUUACAGAAGACUAUAUCUUUUCUUCAAGAGAUAGUCUUCUGUAAACAGUGUAUAUGAUUGGCUCAAUUCAUCACGUUUAAUGGAGUGGAUAUUCGAUCUCUUUGUCCACCAUCUUUGUGAUCUACGUAUCGCAACUACUUGCACUUCAUGAGCCAGGAAAUGAAGCUCAUUAGUGCUUCGGAGAAAUUGUACGUAGUUUGAAACGGAAUUCGAGACAAGAGAAUGUUCAGAGUAAGAUCCUUAUGCGAUUCCUGGUGCCAGACAGGCCGGGAUCUGCAUGUACGUAGCAGAAGUCCAGUGAAAGGAGAAAUGGACAUCCAACCUCCAUGGUUUUGAAGGGUGACAUCAUGUGCGCGAUAGUAGGAAUAUCAGGAAAAGUACGGCUUGCCCUCUCGUGUCGUCUAUCUUCUACAGACGAGGUGAGACUAGGGGAAAGAGGGAGGGAGUGUGGGGAGGAGGUGGGGAUGAUGCAAGGAAAUGUGUGACUAGGGUACCAAAUUUUCGAAAUGUCACCGGAAGGUGACAUCUGGUUUAAGCUUCUGGCUGAAGGUGAACAGACGACGGUGAUCACAAUCAUCCAAAUGUCACACGAUACCUGGAUUAACAUGGACACCAUAAUCAUCAUCUGAGAGUACAGUGCCGAUAAAUAACGAUCUCACUGGAGUAAGACUCUAAUUGGAGAGCAACCAGAUCAUGCUCAGCGGAAAUCUAGCAUUUCAACAAUAAAAAAUUUGAACCUCAGCUUUCAAAUGGGUGGUCCAGUACCAUCGAUUCUAUCUUCCUUUACCAGAGUAGAAGUUGAUGACCGCCUACAUGAACGCAGCAGUAGCGGGGACGAGAGUCAAGCGCACUGGACAGAAACGGAGGUUUCUCCCUUGAAAUGGCUAGAGAAGCCACAAGUAUAUGCAAGUGAGUCGAAAAAGUGGAUAGGGCUACAAGAGUGGACGAUGAAGUUAAGUAUCCUAAAAGCCUCCUAUCUUUCAAAUCAAAGUACAAAAACGCUCAUGAUGGAAUGUUCAUCGCUAGUAAAAAAAUUGCAUGCUUUACAUCUCGUAAAUCCUCGUCAAUACUGAAUUUUGUACUAGCGAUAUACUCUCAUAACCAUUCCAAGUUUUAGCCUAAAAUGAGGACGCUGUAAAGUCCACGUUAGCAAAUGAUCUUAAAAAAAAGUAGCUGAAAGCACCUUGUUUCCCCUAUAUGUGCUAGACAGGGCGAAGAGGGAUAACCACAACCGUACUUUGAUGGUUGUGAUGGAAGAGAAGACGUCUUCUACAUCUUCGCCGCGAAGGCGAGAGGAAAUGUUUUGACCAGAGUUUCGUUGAGUUAUGGCCGGCGCAUGGACAACUAACUCUCGGGUUGGAAGGAAUGGGCCUUGUGGCCGUGAUUCUGUCUUCCGCCGUGGAAGUCAGAAACUCGGCUGAAAGUUAAUAAGCUUCGCAAGAGUUGUCACAUCGUCAUUAGAUUGUGAGAAAUCCGGCAGUCUCCCGCCACGAUUGAAUUCCGAAUCGGCAGGCAGGGCUGAGACAAAAUGGAGAAGGCGGCGGCGGGAGCGGACCAACAUUCUGCAUCAAGAUCGUCGGAAGGCCGAUGGCGGCAAGAAGGGAGGAGGAAUCGUGCGCUCAGGACUUUUUGAGCAGAGCUAGAAGGGCCUUGCGUUCCCAUUUGCGCGCGCGCAUCGAACCUGCAUUGGGACUUCGCUCACUGGAUAUAACGGACACGGGUUUCGGAUCCGUCUCUUCGCAUCUGACUUCAUUUUGCUCACCAUACCAACCUUGAUUUGCAUCUCCCGUGACCUCGGUUCCAUAGCUGACGGCCGAUGACAGCCUGUCCCCACCGCAUCAGUUACCACGGAUUACGCAGAGAGUACGUUUAGGGUUUGGAACUCAGGCGUCGGCUCAGACACGACUCGUUUAUGUACAUUACUAUCGUUGCUGGCAGGACCCCAGCACAAAGGAGUCAACUCGAACCCGGACGUCGUCGUGCAACGGAACGACAUGGAACUUUGAUUAUCAGAGAUGGUUUGUGUGGCAUGCACUUGACAACCCAAAGAAGACACACGACGCGAAAUACAGAUGUUUGCACCAAAGCUCGAAUGUCAAAAUGAAGACGCCCACAAACUGCUGGACAAGGGGGUGCUCGUUAGCAGCAAUUUGACGUCACAUGCGUGCAAAACGUUAUAAGUUACCUGGACAUAACCAGGUUGGCUAUAGGGAUAGAGGUCAUCAAGAACGAGGUCCCCAUGGGUGUCCCGUGUAUUUUCCCGUGCCUGUGUUGCUUAAACUUCGGCAUCUCUUCCAUGUCUCCAGAUUUCAACCUGGAGUAUUUCUCCACAUUGUCUAACAGCCUCAAGUCCUCAGCGGGCCGAUCGACGCGAGAGUCGUCUCUGCUUCUCUCCAAACUCUCCUUACUAUCAGCGGAGAGCGAGUGAACGACGACGUUCCCCAAGCUCGGGAUUUGCCUAUGUCGUUUUCUCCUCCACUUCAGACCAGUCGAUGUGACUUUCUUCACUUCAUCACCGGAGUCCACCGCCAUUCGGCGGCUAGAAUCACGACUGCUCUCACUGUCCUGUCGCUCCUCCUUGACGGACUCCAAGACGUGCGUCAGUUCCUCUACUUUCCCUGAUUUUGUCAUGGCUACUCCGGUGCAAUCCUCGGCGUCAGGUCUCGAGGCGGAUCCCGUCGUCGUUAGCUUGCGGCUGUGAUCGCACGCGUGCUGACUGUCUUCUUCAACAUUGCCGGGUCCUCCGACCCGAGGAGGAGCGUUCCACGAGUCUCUCCCCACAGCGCAGCUUGUGGACUUCGAUAUCAUGCUCAGAAUCCGAGCACCUGCCUCUUCAUCGAAGGAGCCAGACUCCAGACUUCCGUUGGCAUGCGAUCCGAGUAUACUCGAUCCAUUGCUGGUUUGAUUGCUUGCUUUAGGGCUGGGCUUCACAUCGAGCGGAGCGCAGCCCAGAAGCAAAGACACAGACGACCAACGCCCGUGCAUCCACUCCCACGAAGGUCUCAAAUCCGAUUCUCGGACCGUCGCUCGGUAGCGUUCC
This is a messenger RNA of Marchantia polymorpha subsp. ruderalis, 3524 nucleotides long. The record is from the annotation of a GenBank genome assembly. NCBI's taxonomy places the organism in Eukaryota, Viridiplantae, Streptophyta, Marchantiopsida, Marchantiales, Marchantiaceae.